AUGGAUCGAAAUAUUUUUUCAAAAUUCCAACUCCAUCUUGUUAUGUAUAAUCUAUCGUCAAAAUACCUCGAUGCAAAUUUUGAGAAUAACUUUGAAGAGAUAAAUAGCUUAGCAACUGAAGAAAGAAAAGAAACUAUUGUCAUUGGGGACCUAAACUGCAAUUAUCUAAACAAUGGAGACCACAAAUCAAUAAAGCGUAUCCUCCAACUUCAUGGUUUUAAACAAAUUAUCAAACAACCCACGAGAAUUACACCGAGAUCAAGAUCUUUAAUUGAUAUUAUAUGCACCACACAUGAAAGCAGGAUUCCUGAGCACAUAGUAAUCGCAAAUUCCAUCAGUGACCAUGAUCUCACCGGCAUAACAAGAAAAAUGAAUUGUCUUAAAUUCAAACCACGAAAGAUAAACAUAAGAUCUAGGGCCAAUUAUAAUGUUAGUCAAUUUAAAUCUGACUUGCGCAAAAUCCCAUGGGAAACCCUAAUUAAUGAAAAUGACGUUCAAGCUAGCUGGGACUUAUUCAAACAAACCUUGACGACUAUAAUAAAUCGACAUGCCCCUUUGAUAGAAAAGAAAGUAAAAGGCCGUGAUUGCCCUUGGUUAACCCAUGAAAUAAAAGAGAAAAUGAAUGAGCGAGAUCACUUGUUGAAAAAAGCCAGAAAGAGUGGGAAAGAAUGUGACUGGUGUAAUUAUCGCAAAGCACGAAAUAGUGUCACAAAAUGUAUUCGCCAGCAUAAAGCAAAUUAUAAUCGCUCAGUCUUUCGUGAGAACGUUAACAGACCAAAACAGUUCUGGGAUCAAAUAAAGAAAUGCUACCCAACACGAAAUAAGGGGGAAACCCCAAACAAGCUGUUUGACGUUGAAGGAAAACUCAUAUCCGAUAGCUAUCUGAUCGCUUGUGCUUUUUGCAACUUUCUUACUGGAAUUGGUACAUCCAUUCAACAAUGCUAUGUCACAUUAACAGAGAAACAUUGGCAAUUCCACAGCUAUAAAAAAUUGCAAGAUCUCAUAGACCCACAUCAUUGCGUUUUUAAAUUUAAGGAAGUGACUAAAAGGGAUAUACUGUCUAUUAUAAAAACGUUGAGAUCAUCCACAGCCCCAGGAUACGAUAAUAUCCCGAUAUCCUUUAUUAAAGACGGUGCCCAAGAAUUAUCCACCCCACUUGUGCUUUUGAUAAACUUAUGCUUACGACAGUCAAUUUUCCCAGAUGUAGAGAAAUUGGCAAAUGUUACACCAAUUUUUAAGUCGGGAGACCGAUCAUCAAUGGAUAACUAUAGACCAAUUUCCGUCUUGCCUGUAUUAGCAAAGAUUAUUGAACGUGUUGUUCACAGACAGCCAUCUAUCUAUCUGGAAGAAAACUGUCUGCUUUCCCCUAACCAAUUUGGAUUUCGUAAAGGUCGAUCGACUCAACAGGCAGUUACCUAUUUCUCGGACCAUAUAAGGGAUUGUAUGGACAAAGGUGAAUACUGUGGCGCUGUCUUUAUCGAUCUGAAGAAAGCAUUCGACACGGUGGAUCAUGGUCGUUUACUGUCCAAAUUAUCUCACUACGGUAUUAAAGAUAAAGAACUAACAUGGUUUGAGAACUAUUUAUUUGGAAGGCGUCAACGUGUAAUCUACGAUGGCGCACAAUCUGACAGCCAACCUGUCGUCUGUGGUGUGCCACAGGGUUCCAUCUUAGGACCUAUGCUGUUCAUCUUAUUGAUUAAUGACAUCGAUCACCAAUAG
This is a messenger RNA of Paramuricea clavata, 1719 nucleotides long. NCBI's taxonomy places the organism in Eukaryota, Metazoa, Cnidaria, Anthozoa, Malacalcyonacea, Plexauridae. The record is from the annotation of a GenBank genome assembly.